Messenger RNA from Phodopus roborovskii (desert hamster), 1968 nucleotides. RefSeq names its product protein phosphatase 2 regulatory subunit B''beta (gene Ppp2r3b). Gene Ontology annotation, cellular component: protein phosphatase type 2A complex. Lineage: Eukaryota; Metazoa; Chordata; Mammalia; Rodentia; Cricetidae. The transcript has 14 exons. Gene Ontology annotation, biological process: protein dephosphorylation. Bases 1 to 1968 code for a protein of 655 amino acids. The record is from RefSeq and is a predicted model, not a curated record. Gene Ontology annotation, molecular function: calcium ion binding; protein phosphatase regulator activity.
AUGUCCGCGGCGCGCGUUGAUGACGCGCCGUCCCCAGCCCCGGCGCUCAGCGGUUUGAAGCUGCUGGCGCGGCCUCGCCCGCCCGCCCGCGCCAUGUCCGUGCGUCCGUCCACGCCCGCCCCCGCCGUGGCCCCGGCGCUCCGGCCCGUGCUCAGCAUGAAGGUGGACGAGCUCUUCCUGCGCUGGCUCGGCGACCCCCACACUCGCCGGGCUCUGCGCGAGGAGCUGGGCCGGCUGCAGGGGGCGGGGCCCGGCGACGUCAUCAGGGACCGGGGGAGUGGCGGUGACGUCAUCCGGAGCCGCGGCGCCCGGGGAGGAGCGGUCAGGGGUGACGUCACCGCGGUCCGCAGUGACGCCAUCGGGGCCGACGUCGCCAGGGACGACUCCAGGGAAGACCAGGACGUGGUCAGGCGAGGCGUCGCCAGGCGUGACGUCCCCAGGGGCGACUCUGGCAGGGGCAGACACUGCGGGAGUUCAGCGGUACAGACCCGACAGGAGCCCCCGCCGGCCUCGGCCCCCGGCCCCGCGGUCCCCGCCUUCUUCUUCCCCCGCGGGCGCCCGAGGGCGGGGCUGGACGUGGACGGCGUCGUCGCCCGGGUGGAACGCGCGUUUGCAGGGUUCGGGCGCGAGGAGGCGGGGCUCGGGGACAUGGGCGUGGUCGCCAAGGCCUGCGGCUGCCCGCUCUACUGGAAGGCGCCGCUGUUCUACGCGGCGGGCGGGGGACGCACAGGCUCAGUGUCCCUGCAGGCGUUCGUGGCCAUGUGGCGGAACGUGCUGCUCACCUGCCACGAUGACAGCGCCCGCUUCCUGCAGCUGCUGCAGGCGCCGGGGGCCACGGGCCUCGCGCAGGAAGACUUGGUGCCUUUCCUGCAGGACGUGGUGAACACGCACCCUGGCCUCUCCUUCCUCAAAGAGGCGCCUGAGUUCCACUCCCAGUACAUCACCACGGUCAUCCAGCGGCUUUUCUACACGGUCAACCGCUCCUGGUCGGGCAGGAUCACGUGUGCAGAGCUGAGGCGGAGCAGCUUCCUGCAGGCCGUGUCGUCGCUGGAGGCGGAGCCCAACGUGAACCGGCUGACUGGGUUCUUCUCCUACGCGCAUUUCUAUGUCAUCUACUGCAAGUUCUGGGAGCUGGACACUGACCACGACCUCGUGAUUGACAGGGAGGACCUGGGUCGUCAUGGCGACGGCGCCAUUUCCUCCCGGAUGAUUGACAGGAUCUUCUCGGGGGCUGUCACGCGGGCCCGGAAGGCGCAGGAUGGGAAACUCAGCUACGCUGACUUCGUGUGGUUCCUGAUUUCCGAGGAGGACAAGACCACGCCCACCAGCGUCGAGUACUGGUUCCGCUGCAUGGACCUGGACGGCGACGGCGUGCUCUCCAUGUUCGAGCUCGAGUUUUUCUACGAGGAGCAGGCGCGGCGCAUGGAGGCCCGGGGCGUGGAGCCGCUGCCCUUCCGCGACCUCGCGUGCCAGGUGCUGGACAUGGUGCAGCCGCGUGUACCAGGCCGCAUCACGCUGCCCGACCUCAAGCGCAGCCCCCUGGCCGCCGCCUUCUUUGACGCCUUUGUCAACGUGGAGAAAUUCCUGGAGCGAGAGCAGUGGGCGGGGCCCGCGCCGGAUGCUGACCCCACAGGCCCCAAACUGUCAGACUGGGAACGCUACGCAGCGGAAGAGUACGAGAGCCUGGUGGCCGAGGAGGCCUGGGGGGAGGGGGAGAGCCCCGCCCUCCCUGCGGCCCCGCCCCUCACGCUGGCCCCGCCCUGCAGCCCCGCCCUCAGGCCUGAGAGUCCCGUGGAUCUGUACGCGUUGCACUUUCCAGAAUCCCCCAAGGCUGCCGGCCCCGCCCCUCCCUGGCCUCACACAGUCAUUGAGGCCCCGCCCUGUACCCGAUGCUGCCAUGAAGCAUGUCACGUGACUUCCGUGACAGAGUGCAUCAUGGUUGUGGGUGACGAGUACAGCACGGCCUAA